Molecule: messenger RNA, 2235 nt
Organism: Oryza sativa Japonica Group (Japanese rice)
Lineage: Eukaryota; Viridiplantae; Streptophyta; Magnoliopsida; Poales; Poaceae
Source: RefSeq, a predicted model, not a curated record
CUGACCCACGAUCCACUCACAAGCCAUUGCUCGAGAUUUGAGCUUGAACUCUUCUUGGCGGGACCCAAACAGUGCACGAAUUUCAGACGCAUUGCAUAAUCAAACCCCCAAAAAGGAAAAAGCCGUCGCCUUUCACCAAGUUCGAAUUAUUUUUCGCCUUUGGAGACGGCACAAAAGGCAAGAAAACGGAGGAGGAAAACUAGGCCACGCAUUGACAGGAUCUUCUCCCUUGUGUUCUUGCUGCUUUUCUGCUCCAUGUCCUGCUCUUGGAGAUGGCCAUGGCUCUGGCUCUGAGCUGUGGCAGGAGGCAGAGAGGGAAGAAAGGCGGCGGCGGCGGCGGCGACUGCGGCGGCCGCCAUUUCCAUGUCCACUACCAUCUUCCUCGCCGGGUCUGCGCCUCCUCGUUUGUUCCCAAUUUGCUGCCUCGUUUUUUCUCGCUGCUGUCAGCUUGCGUGCUGGUUCCUCCUGUGCUGUUCUUGGCUGUGCUUGCCUUCCUCGUCUUGUUUCUCUGGUUCACCUUGCUGUAUUUUAUUCGCUCCCUGUGGAACAAAGACAUCAACGGUGAGACCUUCGAGAGGAGUAGCAACGAUCAUGGCAGCGAUGCUGAUAAACGCCUUGGAGAAGGCGUUGCAGAAGAAGGAAAGGCAGAGAAGAAAACUCUGAAGAUUUCGUCUGAAGAUUGUGCUAGAAGGUUUGAGAUAGAAGAGGUACUACAUGUUAAUUCUGAUGAUUCUCAAAACUUGCCUAGUAUGGUGUCAUCUGAUGGUUGCCUGAACUGUAAGAUGCAUACUGAUGAUGAAAAACUCAUCAAAGAGGUGACUGUCUUUGAGAUAAAAAGAAGGGAAUCGGGAGCUGCUAUUGUCUGUUCUGAUGGUUUGUCACAAAAGCGUCAGCCACGAGAUAUGUCAGUUGAUUGGUUUGAGGAAGAAACUAAAAGUGGAGAUAUCAUCAAAUCAGGUGAUUCAUCUCCAACUGUACUGUCAACUUUUUCAUCUGAAUUUCAUGAUUUCUCUGACAACAAUGAAGUGGUAGGGUUGGCCACGGAUUUUCUUGAUGUAAACAAUCAAAAUAAAGCAGUAUUGCUAGAUAGUUCAUCUCAUCGUGGUAUCAUGGACAAUCAUUGCAAAUGUGGUGAGGAAUUUUCUUCUGAUAAGGAGGCUCCAGCUUACCAUUUAUUUGAAAAUUAUGAUUUUGUUGACAAGCAUGAAACAAAAGAGGUGGUACUUGGUGAUACAGUAGUCUUGACCUUUGUAGAUGAUUUAGCCAAUGAUGACUCUGAAUAUAGGGAGGAUAUUUCAGAACAAAAGGAUCCAAAUAAUUUAUCAGGAUUGCUUGAUAACGUUGCAGAUAUUUUUUACCAGCAGCAAGAAAUACAUAAGGUGGUUGUUUCUGACGACAACAAGCCACCUGAAGUUUUGUUCCUCAGUGGAAAGCAAACUGUCAGCAGUUCAGGUGAAUUUAGUUCUCCUAAUGAGAAUGGAACAUCAGGAUUUCCUUUUGAUUCUGUUUGUGAAGAUAAAAAUGGAACAGUGGCCUAUCCCAGCGUAGCAUCCCAUUAUAAUAUCGGUAUUGAAGAUGACAAAUGUGAGGAUCAUACUGACAACAACAUAGAGGAGGCAUCAAGUAUCGCAUCUACAAAUUGUGGUUCUGCUGAUAAGCAUCAGACUAUACAGGUGUUGCCUGUUUGUUUAGCAAAUGGAGAUAACAUUGAUGAUGUUGCUUCAUUGGGGAGUUCAAUUUGUGAAGACGUUGAAGAUAAAGACAACAAAAGUAAUGCUAAUUGUAUUUCAGAGGGAGCUCCACAUGGAAACGGAAUGCCACUUGUUAGGUCCCCAGCAUCAUGGUGGAAUUUAUGUGGAGUUAUUGAUGUGUUUGCUGGAUGUAAAGAUUGAAUUGAGAUGUUGGCAGGUCAUGGGUGGAACUUUGGGACAACAGAAAACUUUAGAUGCUCAUCCUAAUCCUGUGUUGACAAUGAAGAAGUAUUUGACAGUUUGGAUUGAGGUAUUGAAUUGUUUAUAGUGAGGCUGUUUGUUUUGUUGGAUGUAUAUAUUUUUUUGUUAGAUUGCCUGAUUAGUUUUUGACAUGUUGUGGUUCAUUGGCUUUUUCUUUAAAAGCUGAGUGCUAUUCUUUCUCAAGAAAGAAAGCUUCAACUUACUGUAAUUGAUUUUGAAAGGGAAAUGGAACUGGAAAUGCUUGUUGACUUGUUGUAUAGUGUAUACUAUAUGCUUUGAGAAA